CUCCGGUACCUCAGCAUCUCACGCCGGGUCUUCUCGCCUCCGCUCGGCCGCCGGCCCCGCGGCCGCCCGCCGCCAGCCCUCCGCCCUCCGCCCUCCGGCCGCGCCGCCGCCAUGGCUCCGCGUCCGCCGCGCCGCCGCGCCGUGGGCCGCUAAGGCGCGGGCAGGAUGGGCGAGGGCGGAGCAGGGCCCGAGCGCCAGCCCGAGCAGCCCGGGUGCCCCGCGCGCGCCCGCCCGCGCCGCCGCGGGGAUGCCCGCGCCCGCCGCCGCGCCCUGAGCGCCUUUGUCUGCCGCCCGCGCCCGCCGCACGCCUAGCUCGGCCCGGCCGGAGCAUGGAGCCGGGCCGGCCGGCCUCCCCGCCGGGCCGCGGCGAGCCGGCGCGCGGGGCCGCGGAGCCGGGGGACCGCGCGCCCUGCGUGCUCUCCCGGCGCAGCCCGUGCCCCGCGCUCGCGCGCGCGGUGGGCGAGCGGCCGCUGGCGCGACCCGGCCCGUCCGCCGACCCCAGCCCCGCGCCGCUGCCGCCCGGCGAACCCGCCGCCGGCCCGGAGGACGACGCGCGCCUCCGCGCGGUGUUUGACGCCCUGGACGGGGACGGGGACGGCUUCGUCCGCAUCGAGGAUUUCGUCCAGUUCGCCACAGUCUACGGAGCAGAGCAGUCUGGGAGACGGCGCUCACUGAAGGAUUCAAACACACUGGCUUCUGUACCUUCGGUGAAGGACUUAACUCAGUACUUGGAUCCCAGUGGGCUCGGCGUGAUCAGUUUUGAAGACUUCUACCAGGGGAUCACAGCUAUCAAAAAUGGAGAACCCGAUGGCCACCUGCCCAGCAUGGCGCCUGCCCAGGAUGAGGAGCCCCCUGCCUGUGCUGAUGACUUCGAUGACUUCGUCACCUACGAGGCCAACGAGGUGACGGACAGCGCGUACAUGGGCUCAGAGAGUACCUACAGCGAGUGUGAGACCUUUACCGAUGAGGACACCAGCACCCUGGUGCACCCUGAGCUGCAGCCCGAGGGGGAUGCCGACAGUGCUGGCGGCUCCGCUGUGCCCUCUGAGUGCCUGGACGCCAUGGAGGAGCCUGACCAUGGUGCUCUGCUGCUCCUCCCAGGCAGGCCUCGCCCCCGCAACCAGGCCGUUGUCAUGGUGAUGGGCAGCGAGGAGCAUUUCGAGGACUACGGUGAGGGCAGCGAGGCGGAGCUGUCCCCAGAGACCCUCUGCAGCGGGGAACUGGGCUGCAGUGACCCCACUUUCCUCACCCCCAGCUCCGACCCGCUUGCCUCAAAGCUGCACAGCAUCCUCACUGACGAGGCUUUUGAGUUUUACUGUAGCCAGUGCCACAAACAAAUCAACCGUCUUGAGGACCUUUCUGCCCGCCUGAAUGAUCUUGAGAUGAAUAGCCCAGCCAAGCAGCUGUCCAGCAGGAAGGUGGCAAGGUACCUGCACCAGUCAGGGGCCCUGACCAUGGAGGCCCUGGAGGACCCUCCCCCAGAACCUGUGGAGGGUCCAGAGGAGGACAUUGCUGACAAGGUUGUAUUCCUGGAGAGGCGGGUGUCAGAGCUGGAAAAGGACAGUGCUGCAGCCGGAGAGCAGCACGGCCGGCUGCGGCAGGAGAACCUGCAUCUGGUGCAUAGAGCCAAUGCCCUGGAGGAGCAGUUGAAGGAGCAGGAGCUAAGAGCCCAGGAGAUGGUCCUGGAAGAGGCCCGGAAGCAGAAGGAGCUCCUGUGCAGGAUGGAGCGGGAGAAGAGCAUUGAGAUUGAGAACCUACAGGCCAGGCUGCAGCAGCUGGAUGAGGAGAAUGGCGAGUUGCGGUCCUGCACACCUUGCCUGAAGGCCAACAUUGAGCGCCUAGAAGAGGAGAAGCAGAAGUUGCUGGAUGAGAUUGAAGGGUUGACACUUCGGCUCAGUGAAGAGCAGGAGAGCAAGAGGAAGAUGGGGGACAGGCUGAGCCAUGAGCGGCACCAGUUUCAGAGAGACAAGGAAGCGACCCAGGAGCUGAUAGAGGACCUGCGCAAGCAGCUGGAGCACCUGCAGCUCCUGAGGCUGGAGGCUGAGCAGAGACGGGGCCGCAGCAGCAGCCUGGGCCUGCAAGAGUACAACAGCCGCACCAGGGAGAGCGAGCUGGAGCAGGAGGUCCGCAGGCUCAAGCAGGACAACCGCAACCUGAAGGAGCAGAACGAGGAGCUCAAUGGGCAGAUCAUCACCCUCAGCAUUCAGGGCGCCCGGAGCCUCUUCUCCACAGCCUUCUCUGAGUCCCUUGCUGCGGAGAUCAGCUCCGUGUCCCGAGACGAGCUCAUGGAGGCUGUCCAGAGGCAAGAGGAGAUCAACCUCCGCCUGCAGGACUACAUCGACAGGAUCAUCGUGGCCAUCAUGGAAACCAACCCAUCCAUCCUGGAGGUCAAGUAGUGCCUCCAAACCCAGCCUGGCUGCUCAAGCCUCCACCAGCACCCAGAGCAGCCCCUCACACCUUAAGGAGUCAUGCCCAGGCAGUGAGGCUGCAGGGGGUGUAGCGCAGUGGGAAGGGAGAGAGAAGGGGAGCCCCCAGACCCGCAGUCCUCAGUGGGCAGGGAGGGGACAGGGCCUCUCAGCCUCUGCAGGGUCAGGGGCAGCAUCUCAGGCUGGGGAAGUCCUUCUGACUCCCUCAUGACAGACCCUUCUUCCCACCAGGGCUGUGACAGCCCACCCAAGCAUGGUUGUUCUAGGUAGACCCCUUUGCAUGGGACAUGGUGUGGGAAGGACAGGUGGGUGAGGGCAGCAUGUGCAGGGGCUGGCUGUGAGCUGCAGGCCUCUAGUGCUGCCCUCCCCAGCUGCUCAGGCCAUCACCCAGCCAAAUGCCUCCUCGGUCCAGCUUUAGGUCCAAGGGCCUCCAAGCUGUGCAGCCAUCCCAUGGCCUGACCCUUGCUGCAGUAGCCCUCAGGGACUCUUUGACUCUCGUGCCAGGACUAGGGCAGGAGCCCAUCGAGACCCUUUGCUCUGAAGUCAGGACUUGGAAUCCUGACUCUGGAACUCAUUCUGUGGAUGGUGGACACUGCUGGCCUGACUCCCAGGUGCAGGGGCCGCUUCUCUGUGGUUGUGGCCUGCCUUGACCUCCUGGAGCAGUCCUCCCUAGGCAGACGGCCUUCACCCUGGGUGAAAUCACAUUUCCUGGGCUGGGGUCCAGGAUCUGGAACCAUGUUCUUUCUUGGCUCUGACUUAAAAUCGCUGUUCUUCCUGAGGGUGCAGGAGGGCGGGGAGGCAGGCUCUCCAAGGACAUGAGCAGCGGCUCCCCCCAGGCUGCUGGCCCCCAGCCUGUGGGAGUGCCUGUGUGCCUUGUGCACCUGCAGCCCUGUGCCUCCAGGUGACCCUCCACACCAGAGCUUGUGUGGCCUCGUGUUGUACAGUUGGGGAAAGCCUCGGGUGUAAAUCAAUGUAAACUUGGAGGAGAGAUUUUUCUAUCAUGUAGAGUAGGUAUUUUUUAUAGAUUGAAGGUUGAUCAAUUUUUUAAUACUUUACAGAGAGAAAACUGUAUACACUAUAUAUAUAUAUAUAUACAUAUAUAUACAUAUGUAUAAUAUAUAAGUACUGGAGCCCUGCCUCUCUGUGCCCAGGUCCCAGCCCUGUGACAUGGCUGAGGCCUGUCCUGCCCACCGCCAGCAGUGCUGGGGCUGCAGACGCACUUCCAGGAGACACACCAACCAACGUGCACGCUGCUUCUGCUACCCAGAGAAAUGGCUCUUCCUGCCAGGAUGCAGGAGGGUGGGAGACCAGCAGGGUCUUGCCCAAUGUGUCAAGCCACCACAGAUUAAAGCUGUUACCACACACACACAGGCUCCGUCCUCCAGCAGGUGGUGGGCUGGGGUGUCCUGGUCCAGGCCCUGACUCCGCCCAGGUGUCUGAGUACAUUGGUCUGAGCUCAGACCUGACAAAAUCUUGUGGUUGGCCAAGCCCUUCCCUGAGGCCCCAGGACUGCAUGGCCUCCAGGCUGAGCCACCCACAAGACUCAACCACUGUGGGUAGGGUCUGGAUCCUUAUGAAGUCACACAGUUCUGCUGAGGGGCCUUCCUCAGGGGAAGUUGUUAGGUAUGACACCCCAGGCUGUUUUCUCCAGCAGCUGUCCAGGUGGGAUUUGGCCUGAGUGUAGCCCAACAUGCCCCGAGGCCCGAGGCCACACUAGACCUCCUCAACCCCAGGCUGCAAAGGCCCCAGCAUACUCCUUACUCAUCCCAAAGAAAGGAUUUGGAGGACUCAGAGGGGGUUUGGACAUUUUUAUUACUCAUGUGCCUACAAAUGGAACUGUCUGCAUAUGUUGGUUUCUUCAGAUUCUUUAUGUACAGGUGACUGUCUUCACAACCAUCUUUCUGCUUCAGUCCCUACCUAAAGACUGGGGACGAGGGAAGGGGGCCCAUUUCCCUUCUUGCCCU
Sciurus carolinensis (gray squirrel) is the source of this 4390-nucleotide messenger RNA. RefSeq names its product RAB11 family interacting protein 3 (gene Rab11fip3). The record is from RefSeq and is a predicted model, not a curated record. Gene Ontology annotation, molecular function: calcium ion binding. Gene Ontology annotation, cellular component: cleavage furrow; endocytic vesicle; midbody. Bases 330 to 2396 code for a protein of 688 amino acids. Gene Ontology annotation, biological process: endocytic recycling; regulation of cytokinesis. Lineage: Eukaryota; Metazoa; Chordata; Mammalia; Rodentia; Sciuridae. The transcript has 16 exons.